Cornus florida is the source of this 1346-nucleotide messenger RNA. Its product is annotated as probable vacuolar amino acid transporter YPQ3. The coding region runs from base 72 to 1226 and encodes 384 amino acids. The record is from RefSeq and is a predicted model, not a curated record. The transcript is spliced from 12 exons. Lineage: Eukaryota; Viridiplantae; Streptophyta; Magnoliopsida; Cornales; Cornaceae.
CAUCACUAGCUCCUAGCUAGAGAGAGAAACAGAGUAGUGUGUGUGUGUGUGAGAGAGAGAAACAGAGAGACAUGAAGCCCUUGGGGAAUCCACUUGCUUAUUGUGUGAACGAGAGGAAGCCUUGUGUGGGAUGGGUUGAUAAAGCUUUCAAGGACUGUCUGUGCAAUCUGAGCGAUGAAAUCUCUUUCGGAUUAGGGCUUGUGAGUCUGGUUUGCUGGGGAGUUGCAGAAAUUCCACAGAUCAUCACCAACUUUCGCACCAAGUCCAGCCAUGGAGUCUCUAUUUUGUUCCUCCUCACUUGGGUCGCUGGUGACGUUUUUAAUCUAGUGGGUUGUUUUCUUGAGCCAGCAACAUUGCCUACCCAGUUCUACACAGCUUUGCUUUACACGACGAGUACCAUAGUGUUAGUGUUGCAGAGUUUGUACUAUGAUCACGUGUAUAGAUGGUUGAAAAGCCAAAGGAUUGAAGUUAAUCAACCGGUUGAAGAGGUCAAAGAACCCUUGAAACCUCAAAAGUCAGCUGAGUCAGGAAUUCCCAUCACUGGUGGCACACCUAAAGCAUUUUACUACACAUCGGCGAGAUCGUUGGCGAGCAGCAGCACUCCACCUAUUCGAUCUUAUCUAAGGGCUGCUCAAAGUGGUCCCUCAGCCAUGGGACUUGACAACGACUCAUCGUCCGAGGAUGAAACAACUUUUCAAUUUUCGUCCAACAAAAGUAUUAGCCAGCCUAAGACAAUACCACGAUCUGCUGGUUAUGGAGCAUUCCUCGCUGCGUCGGCCAAUUUGCCCAAAGGGAGUAUGGCUUUGAUGGAAGUUUACGUCGGAUUUAGUACUUCAAGAAGACUCCUACAUGAACAUGGGGAAGAGAGCAAUGCCUAUGGCCAAUUGUUGGGAUGGAUGAUGGCUGCUAUAUACAUGGGCGGUCGGAUCCCUCAAAUAUGCUUAAAUAUUAAAAGAGGGAGUGUGGAGGGCUUGAAUCCUCUUAUGUUCGUCUUUGCACUCAUUGCUAAUGUCACUUAUGUUGGAAGCAUUGUUGUAAGGACCACUGAAUGGGAAAAGACUAAAGCCAACAUGCCUUGGUUGCUGGAUGCUGUAGUUUGUGUGGGGCUUGACUUAUUUAUACUGUUGCAGUACAUCUACUACAGAUACAUGCACAAGAAGACUACAAGUGGGACAGAGGACUGUGGACACUACUAUAAAAAAGCGAAUAAAGACAUUUUGUACUGACUGCUUUUUUUAAUUUGAGAUUUAGAGGUCUAGUCUUUGGAUAAAUAAAUUAUUUACUAUAUCUUGCUGCUAACUUUAUGUAAUAUUUGUUCUUUUAAUAAUAUGCUUCGUGUAUGAUGA